CAGAUCGAAGAGCUGAGAGCAGAUGAAGAACAGCCCAAAACUCAACAGCCAAAAAAAAGACGCAAGACCAUGCCUUUUGCUCAGCUUCUCACUAACGAUAAAUCGUUGCAUUUGUUGAGAGAAGCGGAGGAGGAAGCAGAAAGAACUGCCAAUGAAAAAAAACAAAAAAAAGAAAUGGCCAUCCAACGACGGAUAGCACAGGAGACUGAGAAAGUGCAGAAGCAGGAAAUUCGCAAGCAAAAGAAAGAGGAAAGGGACCGUAUGAAGAUGGAACAACAACGUAUUAGAGAGGCAAAAUGA
Messenger RNA from Racocetra persica, 300 nucleotides. The record is from the annotation of a GenBank genome assembly. Lineage: Eukaryota; Fungi; Glomeromycota; Glomeromycetes; Diversisporales; Gigasporaceae.